AUCUGUGUGGAUUGACAAAACUGGAAGAGACUCAAAGCCCCGUUUCCUUCCUCAACCCCUAGGUCCACCUUCAGUGGCUGAUCUGGUGGCCUUGAAGUGGCUGAAGACUACCACCCUCCACAGGGCUGCACCCGGGCAUACAGCCAUCCUUCCCUAUCCUGAGUGAUCUUCCUCUGAACAUUGUCUAUAUCAUUGGCAGAGCCUAUGGUUGGAAAGGGGGCUGAAUGACUACUGGACUUUGUAUGAAAACACCAACCUUGGACAGACCUUCGGUCAAGGUUAAGAUUGGGGUGGGGUUGCAUAACUUGGCCUUGUCUUUUACUUGAACCAUGACUGGUUCCAGGGCCAGGGCAAGAGCUAGAUUAUGGACUGGGGCUGGCCUGGAAGCUAGAAUCAAGGGCCCUUCUAAAGCCAGAGCCAAGGCUAAGACCCAGGCCAAGGCAGUGGCUAGGGCAAAACCCAAAACAGGAUCAGUGACUCAGGCCAAGGCUAGGGAUGGAGCAGCAUCCAAGACACAGACCAUGACCCACAGUGAGGCUUUGGCUGUGACAAGGGGGGUGAGCAAAAAAAAAAAAGUCGUGGCUGAGACUAACGCAAAAAUGGUGGCAGAACCCAGAGUAGUGCCCAGAACCAAUUCAAAGGCCUUGGCUGGGUCCAGGGUCAGUGUCAUGACCCAGUCUGAAGCCAAGGCUGGUGCUGACAGUGAGGCCAAUAUCAAGUCAUGUGGGAAAGCUGAUGAUAAGGCCAGUAUUGAGUCCGGGCCCCAGAUAAACGAAGAGGCCAGUGUCAAGUCCAGGGCUGGUAACGAAGCUGAUAUUGGGAUCAAGUCCAAUGAUGAGGUUGAAGAAAAUGUCUGCUCCUGGUUCUGGACUGGAGAAGAACCUAGUGUAGGGUCCUGGUUCUGGCCUGAAGAAGAGACCCCUCCUCAAGUUUAUAAACCCCCACCAAAGAUCAAAGAAAUGCCCAAGCCCACACCCAAAACUGAACUUACUAUAAAGCAAAAAGCAGCAGCAUGGUCAAGGGCCAGGUAUAGUGUCCUAGUUCCAAUUGAGGGAGGGGAGCAAUCUUUGCCACCAGAAGGGAAUUGGACCCUAGUUGAGACCUUGAUUGAAACUCCUUUGGGGAUUCGGCCUCUGACCAAGAUCCCACCCUAUGGUGGGCCUUACUUCCAGACGUUAGCUGAGAUCAAAAAACAGAUUAGGUAUAGGGAAAAGUAUGGGCCCAAUCCAAGAGCCUGCCGCUGCAAACCACGUGGCUUUAGUUUAGAUCCUAAAGAGUUCGAUAAGCUUGUUGCUCUACUUAAGUUAACUAAGGAUCCUUUCAUUCAUGAAAUAGCUACAAUGGUAAUGGGUGUCAGUCCUGCUUAUCCAUUUACUCAAGAUAUAAUUCAUGAUGUAGGUAUUACUGUUAUGGUUGAAAGCUUGAUCAAUAAUCCCAAUGUUAAAGAACACCCUAACCCACAAGAACACCCUAGAGCUCUAAAUAUGGUAGAUGAUAGCUCUGAGUUGUCUGAAGAAUCAAAAAGGGAAGAGUCGUACAUAAAUCAAGUUUGUAAGGACAUAUUCUCCUAUCCCUUGAACUCCCCUGUGCAACUGUCUGGACUAAAAUUAUUAGGGCACUUGAGUGUGAAAUUUGAGGAUCACCAUAUGAUCAUCAACUACAUUCCAGAUUUUCUUACCUUGUUGAACAAAGGAAGUGUUAAAACCAAGUUUUUUGUUUUAAAAGUGUUUUCAUACUUAGCUAAAAAUCAAGCCAAUACAAGAGAAUUGAUCAGUGCCGAAGUACUGUCAUCAUUGGUUGCACCCUUUAACAAGAAUGAGUCAAAGGCCAAUAUUCUUACUAUCAUUGAAGUAUUUGAGAAUAUAAAUUACCAAUUCAAAAAGAGGGUGAAGCUGUUUACCAAGGAACAGUUCACUAAACAUGAACUUAUUUCCAUAUUUCAGGAAGCAAAACAGUUUGGUCAGAAACUCCAAGACUUAGCAGAGCACAAUGAUCCUGAGGUGAGAGAUAAAAUUAUACGACUAAUACUCAAACUCUGAAUAGCCAUAUGUUCUCCAAAACCCUUGAACGAUGUUUUUGAUGUUGCGCUGUGAAACCAAUGCAUGUUAAAGUUAUAAAUUCAAUACUUAAGUUAUCUGUGUUGAUUGACAGGAUCAGUUUUAUGGAUACCAAAUCAUGCUCUCAGCAUGAAAUCUGGUGAUUUUAUUGUGCUUUGUAAAUUGAGAUAUUUUAGUACUUUUGUAACAUAGUCUGAUAGUGAAUCUAUUUGUCCUUGAGUAAGCUAUACAUCGGUGAUUUAUAUUGACCAAAGUGUAUUCAUUUGAGACUUCAUUUAUAUGUUGUUAAUAAAGUUGUGUGCUAAAACUGGUGAAAACAUUGUCCUAGUUUUUUAGUUGAGAGUCUAGUCAGAAGGCAAA
Molecule: messenger RNA, 2417 nt
Organism: Loxodonta africana (African savanna elephant)
Lineage: Eukaryota; Metazoa; Chordata; Mammalia; Proboscidea; Elephantidae
Gene: ARMCX5
Product: armadillo repeat containing X-linked 5
Exons: 1
Coding region: 330-2039 (569 amino acids)
Source: RefSeq, a predicted model, not a curated record